AUGCUGAUUGCCGGCGCCAUCAUCCAUAGUUCUUUGAAGAAAAAUUAUCGCCUCUUCACUGCUUGCAUCAGCGUCCCGUCUACCCUGGCUAUUACUUUCGAAGUCGUGUUAUCUUUAACAGUUUUACUGUCUCUUAUCAGCGUCAACAGACGAAACGAUGUCCUCUUGUCUGUCCACAUCUACACUCUGGCACUCUUAAUGAUUAUCGAAUUGGCGGUAGGAAUUUCCCGUUUCGCGCUCAAACCCAUCGUGUUGGAAACCAUCACAGACUCUUUGCGGUUUGCAGAAUCCAAAUACACGAGCGACAGUUUAUCGCGUUUUUCUUGGAAUUCUUUCCAAGAUGAUUUGAAAUACUACGGUCUUUAUCGCUACGACGAAUGGUUCCUGGUUUUGGGCAACUUUCUCUUCCAGACUCUUGCUGCGUUUUUUUCUUUCGUCAAUUGCUAUUUCAAAUGA
Acanthosepion pharaonis is the source of this 456-nucleotide messenger RNA. NCBI's taxonomy places the organism in Eukaryota, Metazoa, Mollusca, Cephalopoda, Sepiida, Sepiidae. The record is from the annotation of a GenBank genome assembly.